AUGGGCGUUGACUGCGGCUUUGAUGUUUAUCCCUCGCUUAUCGAGGAUCUGCAGGGCUUGUACGACGUUUUCCUUGACGAGGUCAUCGAAAAAUAUAAAAAUGAGCUCAAUCCUAGUACUGGCGAACCCCUUAUCCAGAUUAUCGGAAAACCAGAAACCAAGAACGCCUACAUCUUCUUUAAUGUUGGGGAAGGCCCAAUACUACCUUACCGCUGCGAGUACUUCUUGCGCUUCGAAUCUAAGCUUGUCAAGCGGGACAACGUAUUUCCGUAUCUUGAGGGUGUUUACCUGAUUGCGCGACGGUACUUCAACGGAUUUGUCCAGUUUUGGGCAAGUGGAAUGUCGCCAGCUUGGAUUGGAGUACCGAAUGCAAAGACGGAGGAAGGACCCGUCCGUACGGACCAUGAACAUAUAUACAAGAUGAUGCGAGAGAUAUUACGUUUGGUGGAGGAAGAUCGAGAGCGAAGUACACAAGUUGACUCUGGAAAGGAAGCUACUUAA
Daldinia childiae is the source of this 501-nucleotide messenger RNA. RefSeq lists its product as uncharacterized. The transcript has a single exon. NCBI's taxonomy places the organism in Eukaryota, Fungi, Ascomycota, Sordariomycetes, Xylariales, Hypoxylaceae. The coding region runs from base 1 to 501 and encodes 166 amino acids. The record is from RefSeq and is a predicted model, not a curated record.